GAACCUUGGUUUUUUCUUCACGGAGAAUUUAUUACCUAAAAAAAGAAAUGAAAAGAACUCCUUUCAAAAUUUGAUGUUAUUAAAAGAAGUAAUCUCUAUUCUGUACCUUUAAAAUUUGUCAAUUGCCAAAUCAACCUUUGACAGCAGCAUUAGCAAAAACAGUUUCCUUUUUUUUUUUUUCCCUUUCACUUUUGUUCUCCCACUUGCCCAUCAAUCUCCCAUUUGCCAAAUCAUAAUAUCUCAGAGAGCAUCCAAUGCAAGUGAGGUCCAGAAUUAAAGACUCCAUUUCUAUUUUCAAAUUGGAAAUUCUUAUUGCCUCUUUCUCUUCAUCAACCAUAUUUCCCGCCAUUUCCAAACCAACCAACCAAAUCCCAUUUGACCACCCAUUCCCACAUGCACUUUUUCAAUUGCUAAAGCAACGCCCAACGCUCCCUAAGCUGAAGCAAAUUCAUGCCCAAGUUGUCACUCAGGCAUUUUCACGCCAUUCUUCCAUAGCCACUUCUCUCAUACAUUGUUAUCUCUCUGCCGAUAACAUCAACAGCGCAAGAUCAUUGUUUGAUUGUUAUCCUUCUUCUUUGCCACCCAUUCUAGUAUGGAACCUCAUGAUCAGGGCCUACUCCAAGCUGCAAAAUUCCCAAGAAUCCAUUUUUCUUUUCAAACAAAUGCUGGCCAUAGAUGGGUCUGUCAAGUUUUUCCCAGACAAGUACACAUUCACCUUUGUCCUCACUUCGUGUUCGCAUCAGAAAGGAACGUACUUUGGAGAAAUAGUUCAUGGGUUAGUGAUAAAAAAUGGGGUUGAGUCGGAUUUGUUUGUGGCCAAUUCGGUGAUUAACAUGUACUCAGUUUUUACAAGAAUGAAAGAUGCACAUAAAGUUUUCAACGGAAUGCCUGAGAGAGAUGCAUUCUCAUGGACUAGUCUUUUAAGAGGGUAUGCGAAACAUGGGGAAUUUGGUAUAGCUUGUGAACUGUUUAAUGUGAUGCCUGUACGCAAUGAAGUGUCAUGGGCUGUUAUGAUAUCUGGUUUUGUUGGCUGUGAGAGGCAUAUUGAAGCUCUAAGAUAUUUCCAUGACAUGUUAUGUGAAGGCAAGGUGAAGCCUAACGAGGCUAUUCUUGUUUGUGUUCUGUCUGCCUGUGCUCAUCUUGGUGCCUUGGAUCAAGGGAAUUGGAUUCAUUUAUAUAUAGACAAGAAUAGAAUCCCUCUGAGCACCAAUAUCUUUACUGGUCUAAUUGAUAUGUAUGCAAAAUGUGGGAAAAUAGAUCGUGCAAUUCAAAUUUUUAAAGGGAUUUCUAAGCGGGAUGUUCUCAAUUAUACAAGCAUGAUCACUGGCUUGUCCAUUCAUGGACUUGGUAAAGAUGCUGUGUGGAUUUUCUCACAAAUGCUAAGUGAAAAUGUAAUGCCUAAUGACAUUACAAUUAUAGGAGUGUUAAAUGGAUGUAGCCAUUCAGGUUUAGUAGAGGAGGGUUCUUCAAUCUUCUACAACAUGGAAAACUUGUGGGGAAUCGUUCCCAAGGUUGAGCACUAUGGCUGUUAUAUUGAUUUGCUUAGCCGUGCUGGUUUUUUGGAAAGGGCAUUUGAAGUUGUCAAGAGUUUGCCCAUGCAUCCUGAUAUUGUCAUAUGGAGGGCUUUACUUAGUGCUUGUAGAAUUCAUCGGGUUGUUAAACUAGGAGAGCAAGUUAUGAGACACAUUGAGCAAUUAGACCUCUCUAGACAUCAUGGAGGCAAGGUGCUCCUCUCAAAUCUAUAUGCUUCUCUUGGAAGAUGGGAGAGGGUUGCAGAAGUGAGAAAUCUAAUUAGUGAGGAGAAAAAUGAAUCAAAACCUGCGUGCAGUUGGAUUGAGGUCAAUGGAGUUGUUCAUGAGUUUCGAGUUGCUGAUCAAUUGCAUCCUCUGAUUGCAAUUAUUCGAGAAAAGUUGAGUGAAAUUCUAAAGAAUGCUAGGUCAGGGGGCUAUGUUGCUAAUACAAGGCAAGUUUCAUUUGAUUUGAGUGAGGAAGAGAAAGAGGAAGCAGUUGCUUAUCAUAGUGAGAAGUUAGCUAUUGCUUUUGGGCUGAUGAGUACGGAGCCUGGGACUCCAAUUCAGAUAGUGAAAAAUCUCAGGACAUGUGAUGAUUGUCAUUCAGCUUUGAAGGCCAUAUCCAAAGUUUAUAAGAGAGAAUUGAUAGUCAGAGAUCGUUCUCGUUUCCACACUUUUAAAGAUGGAAUCUGCACAUGCAAUGAUUAUUGGUAGCCAUGAAUUCUUUCACUGUAAGCAAUAUAAGUUGCAUGCGAGUUGCUGAUCAAUUGCCUCCUCAGAUUGCAAUAAUUCGAGAAAAGUUGAGUGAAAUUCUGAAGAAUGCUAGGCUAGGGGGCUAUAUUGCUAAUACAAUGCAAGUUUCAUUUGAUUUGAUUGAGGAAGAGGAAGAGCAAGUGGUUGCUUGUCAUAGUGAGAAGUUAGCUAUUGCUUUUGGGUUGAUGAGUACUGAGCCUGGUACUCCGAUUUGGAUAGCGCAAAAUCUUAGGACAUGUGAUGAUUGUCAUUCAGCUUUGAAGGCCAUCUACAAAGUUUAUAAGAGAGAAUUGACAGUCCAAGAUCGUUCUCGUUUCCACACUUUUAAAGAUGGAAUCUGCUUGUGCAAUGAUUAUGGUAGCCGUGAAUUCUUUCACUAAUACAGACAACUUUUAGUGAUGUUAUAAGUUUGUUCAACAAUGGCAAACAUCCGAUGGCCCGCACGAAAGAACUUUAUGUAUUUUGUUGGAAUCUGAAGUCCCAUACACAUAAUUCACCGAAGUUUCAUGCUUAGAAAAAGCUCUUUGGGUGAGCUGGUUGCGAUUGUCCUACUCAAAAAUUUCCCAAGAAGUGGAGCAAUAUUCUUAAAGUUAAAAAAGUAUAUUUCAAAAUGAAACAAAAAAAGCAAGGGGGAAAAAAAAAACAUCUUUUGCAAAUGUUGGCUCUGGAUUGUCUUGCUCUGAUGGUGAAGGCGGAUGAUAAGGAAUUAAAGAAGCCACGAGUGGGGAAGUUUCUGCUACUUCCAGCGCACUAACAAAGAUCAUUUUGAUGCUUGUCUCUACUCUAGAAGUCAAAAAGUACAGGUAUUAUUGAUUAAAGGUAAUUAAUUUUUUUUUGGGGGAAACUUUUUGGUUCGUUCCUUUUUGCUAAACAAAACUUGUGUGCUAGUUGAAUGAUGAUAUGUAUCUUCCAUUUUGAGCACACAAUUAUCUUACACUGUCUGUUGCCACAGCUUAGAUACAUUGUAAUAUAUCAAAGUCCGCAGUUUCUUGAUGAUGACUUCUUGCAUGCAUGAACGACACCUUUUUAACUUUAUUUUGGUCUAAUGCCUGCAUUAUCAUUGUCAUAUAUAUCUUAUUCCCUCCUCUGAGGAUAUUAUAUAUAAAUAUAAUAUAUAUAUAUAUACAUAUAAUAUAUACUACAUAAAAAGGUCAGCUGAACAAAUUUUUAGUACUGACUUGGAUUUGAAUAUAUAAUAGAAUCGAAAGGGCAAAUUUUACCACACUUUAUAGAUUAUGUAGAAAAAGAAAUUUUCACAUAUUGUACCAGAAAAGUCUAGACCCUAUAGUUUAUGUAAUAACCCAUCUUAUAUGCCUUAGAAAAUAAAUACUUGACCAAAUUAUUUAUUGUCCUUGUAACGUAGAGGAAAAAUUAAAACCUAUGAUCUCCAGUGAAAACCUAUGAUCUCCAGUGCUUAUUAUUCUUGUUACUAAUAAAUUUGUUGAAACUUUCCUGUCUGUGACCGAGUGACUCAAUAAUUUACGUCUUUUGUCACCCGAUAAUUACUACUUUUAUUUUUUCUCCUUUUCGAUCGGAGAUUGAUGACUAAUUAGAAACACUAUGCAUGGUAUCCUUUGAAUAAUGGAGAAGAUUUUGCUACAGUUUCAAACAGAUUUGAUGUACAGUUUCAAAUAGAUUUGAUGAACCAAUAAUUCAACUUCAGUUUCAUCUGAUCGCUACCAAAAGUCCUAGCUACAGUGACAACCCACUCAACGAUUGAAUUUCAACCUUCCAAACCAGCUCUCUUUCAUCUAUAAAAAUUUUAACUUCCAAGUACCCUCUAAAUUGCAUUGAAAAUACACUUUGACUUAUAAAUCUAAAAAGAAGAAAAAGAAAAAAAGAAGGGGAAAAAAAAAGAAAAA
Messenger RNA from Ziziphus jujuba (common jujube), 4126 nucleotides. Its product is annotated as pentatricopeptide repeat-containing protein At5g66520-like. Gene Ontology annotation, molecular function: RNA binding; protein binding; zinc ion binding. Gene Ontology annotation, biological process: RNA modification. Lineage: Eukaryota; Viridiplantae; Streptophyta; Magnoliopsida; Rosales; Rhamnaceae. The transcript is spliced from 2 exons. Bases 255 to 2225 code for a protein of 656 amino acids. The record is from RefSeq and is a predicted model, not a curated record.